Messenger RNA from Paramormyrops kingsleyae, 5286 nucleotides. RefSeq names its product mitogen-activated protein kinase kinase kinase 4 (gene map3k4). The record is from RefSeq and is a predicted model, not a curated record. Gene Ontology annotation, molecular function: ATP binding; protein kinase activity. NCBI's taxonomy places the organism in Eukaryota, Metazoa, Chordata, Actinopteri, Osteoglossiformes, Mormyridae. Gene Ontology annotation, biological process: protein phosphorylation; MAPK cascade.
AGUGAGCCGCAGGUGAAACGAGGCCGAAGAGGUUGCUGCGCCUGCGCAUUGCAUGGCUAUUGUCUUCCUGCCAAAUAGUGGUCUGCGUGCAGUUGCAAGCUCAAGUCAAUUUGUGGUGUUGAAGUUUCUGAACUUUUGGAGGAAAAUCUGCAUCCGUGUGCACAUUUGCAUGGGCGUAAAGCACUCUUGCGAGUAGAGGGGGAGCUGGCGAAAAUGCUUGUCUUUUGAAAAAGGUAAAAAAUACUGCAAAAGGCACGCUUGACACAUUUCAGCACCGACAGGAGGAUUCCUCUGAAGAUGGUUCCCAUCGGAACCCCGAGGUGGACGACCUGUGGGACGAGCCCAGCGAGGAAGAGGAAGCACUGUACAGCACCUCCCCACCCCGCACCCCCCGCCAGAUGAAACGUAUGUCCGGCAAGCACCAGAGAAACAGCCUGGCCAGAGCCCCCGGACGCCCCCCCAACAAGGUAGAGAAAGUGACCCCUCCCAGCCAGUCGGACCCCCACGAGGAGUACAGCUACAAGCACGGCAAGAAGCAGCGGGACACGCUUCGUUCCACCGAGCGCGACCACAAGAAGACCUUUGAGGGCUCCUUCAUGCUGGAACCCCUGUCCAAGGCCAGCCCCUUCGGAGUCCUAAGCAUGGAGCCGCGGAAGCCCUACCUAAGCCUGGGCUGCAGCAGCAAGCUUCCGCUCAGCAUGCCGCACCAUGUGGGACGGACGCACCGGCAGACCUCGCGCACCGACUGCCCUGCCGACCGCCUCAAGUUCUUUGAGACGCUGCGGCUUCUGCUCAAACUCACCUCCAUGUCCUCCAAGAAGAAGGAGAAGGAGCAGCGUGGCCCGGAGAACUCCGCCUUCAUGGGCCAGAACAAUGAGGUCAUCUGGCUGGAGCUGCAGGCCUGGCACGCCCACCGCAGCAUCAAUGACCAGGAUGUCUUCCUGUACACUGCCCGGCAGGCCAUCCCCGACAUCAUCGAGGAGGUGCUCCGCUUCAAGGUCAACUACCGCAGCCUGGGUUUGCUGGUGGACACCGAGGAGGCGGAGCCUGAGCAGGGGGAUGGGACUCAUGAUGUGGUGGGUGGUGGGCCUGAAGCAGAGGGGGGCGGAGACGCCGCUGGAUCGGGUCUCUGUGACCUCCCGGCUUUUCAGGGCUGCGAGCUGGAGGACGACGCGGCGGAUGCCUUCCGGGGGCACGUGCAGAGGCAGCGGCUGGCCUUUGAGCAGGUCAAGCAGGUCAUGGAGACCCUGGAGUCGGUGGAGGCGCUCUACCCGUCACUGCAGUCCCUUCAGAAGGCUAAUGAAAAGUAUGCAGCCCGCGACUUCCAGGCCAGGGUGCAGGCACUCUGCCUGUGGCUCAACAUCACCAAGGACCUGAACCAGAAGCUUCGGGUCAUGGGCACUGUACUGGGUCUCAGGGACUUGUCCCGCUUGGGCUGGCCUGUUUUUGAGAUGCCAUCCCCCCGCUGCUCACGGGGCACCGAGGAGGAUGAGGAGGAGGAUGGCGAGGAGGAUGAGGAGAACGACUCCACCGCCACCUACACGGCCGACAGCGACGUAGAAGACGGACAGCCAGCAAGCGAACGCACAUCGAACCUGACACCGAAGCUGGCCCGCCUCUUCUCGGAGGAGGACUUUCUUUCUUCCUCCAACGAGCAGGCGGGAGCUGGAGAAACCGAGGCGGGUGGGGGGACAGGAGGAGGAGGAGGGGGCCAGCGCUGCACCACCUCCAUCUAUAGGCCCUUUGUGGACAAGGCGCUGAAGCAGAUGGGGCUACGGAAGCUGAUCCUCAGGCUGCACAAGCUGAUGGACCGCUCACUGCAGAGGUCCCGUGCCGCGCUGCUGAGUCACGCCGAGCCGGUGCAGGAGUUCUCCGAAUGUGCAGACCCCCUCCUGUACAGUGACUACCUGCCUGAGCUCUGCCGGAACCUGUCCUGCAGCAGCCCCGGCAACGAGGAGGCGGAGACGGGACUUGUGUCGUGGGCGGAGCUUCUGGCCAUGGACCUCCCCUCUUUCCAGCCCGCUUUCCUGGCACUUUGCCGCGUGCAGCUCAACGUGAUCCACGAGUGCCUGAAGCUGAGGCUGGAGCAGAGGCCCGCUGGAGAGCCGUCGCUUCUCAGCAUCAAACAGUUGGUGCGCGAGUGCAAAGAGGUUCUCCGAGGGGGACUCUUGAUGAAGCAGUACUAUCAGUACAUGCUGCGUGGCGUGGCGACGGACCCUCAGGGCCUGCAGUCCAACACCAACAUAGACGACUUCGAGGAGGACCUCCACAAGAUGCUCAUGGUGUACUUCGACUAUAUGCGAAGCUGGAUCCAGAUGCUUCAGCAGCUGCCCCAGGCAUCACACAGUUUGAAGAACCUCCUGGAGGAGGAGUGGAACUUCACCAAGGUCAUCACGCCCUACAUCCGGGGCGGCGAGGCCCAGUCAGGCAAGCUGUUCUGUGACAUCGCUGGAAUGCUGCUCAAGUCUACCGGGGACUUCCUGGACGCUGGGCUGCAGCGGAGCGGAGACGAGUUCUGGGAAAGCGCUGACGACAGUGCUGCCUCCGACGAAAUCCGGCGUUCUGUGAUUGAGACUAGCCGCUCUCUCAAGGAGCUCUUCCAUGAGGCCAGAGAGCGGGCGUCCAAAGGACUGGGCUUUGCCAAGAUGCUACGGAAGGACUUGGAGAUUGCUGCAGAUUUCACCAUCGCCGCUGGAGUUCCUGGCCUCCUUGAGGCCCUCAAGGAAAAGAACUAUGUGAAGGUCCAGAUUCCGGGGCUGGACGAGCUGCAGGUGUUCGUCCCCUCCGGCCUGGUCUCCCAGCGUCCCAUCAUCCUUCAGUUGCUCAACGCAGCAGCGGGCAAGGACUGCUCCAAGGAGCCUGAUGAAAUGGCGGAGGAUGAGGCCUACCUCCUCAUGAGCAAGCAGGGAGCCGGGGACUCGCCUGGUGAGGCCAGCUGGGUGCAGUGGGAUGGGACCCUGCUCAAGCUGGUGCCUCAGAUGGAGACGGUGGACACGCUCAGAGCCAUGAAGAUCGACAACCUGCUACUGGUGGCGAUGCAGUCAGUCCACCUGGCGACCCAACGCAAGGCCUUCCAACAGUCCAUGGAUGACCUACUGACCCUGCGCUGCGAGCAGACCUCCAGUCAGCCCCUUAUCGCCAAGGCGCUUAAGCAGCUCAAGAACGAGGCCCUGCAGCUGUGUAUCAAGAUCAACGCUGUCAUCGACCGGGUGGAGUACAUGUUCACGUCUGACUUUGAGGCCGAGGUGGAGGAUUGUGAGUCGACCACGCUCCAUCACUAUUACCGUGAAGCCAUGAUCCAGGGCUACAACUUUGCCUUUGAGUACCACAAGGAGGUGGUGCGCCUGAUGUCAGGGGAUUUCCGGCAGCGCAUCGGCGAGCGCUACAUCGCCUUCGCCCGUAAGUGGAUGAACUACGUGCUGACGAAGUGCGAGAGUGGGCGUGGCACGCGGCCCAGGUGGGCUACACAGGGCUUCGACUUCCUCCAGGCCAUCGAGCCCGCCUUCAUCUCGGCGCUGCCUGAGGAUGACUUCCUGAGUCUGCAGGCUCUGAUGAACGAAUGCAUUGGUCAUGUGAUCGGCAAGCCCCACAGCCCCGUCAGCGGCUUUUACCUCCCCCCCAGGAACCCUCGACCCGUCAAGGUGCCCCGCUGCCACAGCGAUCCCCCGAACCCCAAUCUGUUUAUCGGCAAUGCUGAGGGAUUCAGCUCUCGGAGUCUCCCCUGCGACCUCCGGACCCCACCGUGCCCCACUGGCCCCCGCCCUGCCCCGCAGGGCCCCGGGGACCCGAGCCUCACCAAAACACCCGGCAGCACCCCCAAUGACCUCAGAAGCUCUAACCUCCAUGACAAUGACCGCCUGUCAUCAGUGGCUGCGGAGCUACAUUUCAAAUCCCUGAGUCGACACUCCAGUCCCACCGAAGACCGGGAAGAGCCAUCGUACCCGAAGGGUGACCCCAGCACGACAGCUAGGCGAAGCUGGGAGCUUCGUACCUUCAUCAGCCAGUCAAAAGAUGUCCGGCAGAGCCCCAUGGAGGCAGUGCGCCGGUCCAUCCGCACCUACGAGGACAAGCGCUACGCCAUCAUGAAACAGCGGAACAUCAUUGGCCAAGUGUGCCACAAGCCCAAGUCCUAUGACAAUGUCAUGCACGUGGGCCUGAGGAAGGUCACCUUCAAGUGGCAGAGGGGCAAUAAGAUAGGCGAAGGGCAGUAUGGGAAGGUGUACACCUGCAUCAACGUCGACACCGGAGAGCUGAUGGCAAUGAAAGAGAUCAGGUUCCAGCCCAAUGACCACAAAACGAUAAAGGAAACUGCAGACGAGCUGAAAAUCUUUGAGGGCAUCAAGCACCCCAAUCUCGUUCGUUACUUUGGUGUGGAACUCCACCGGGAGGAGAUGUACAUCUUCAUGGAGUACUGUGAUGAAGGCACUCUGGAGGAGGUAUCCAGGCUAGGUCUCCAGGAACAUGUGAUACGACUCUACAGCAAGCAGAUCACCACGGCCAUCAACGUGCUACACGAGCAUGGAAUUGUGCACCGUGACAUUAAGGGUGCGAACAUAUUCCUGACAUCAUCCGGCCUGAUCAAGCUUGGCGAUUUCGGCUGCUCGGUCAAGCUGAAGAACAAUGCCCAGACCAUGCCAGGGGAGGUGAACAGCACUCUGGGAACAGCAGCGUACAUGGCACCAGAGGUCAUCACCAGGGCUAAAGGUGAAGGUCACGGUAGAGCAGCUGACAUCUGGAGUCUAGGCUGUGUCCUGAUCGAGAUGGUGACAGGAAAGAGACCCUGGCACGAGUAUGAGCACAACUUCCAGAUCAUGUACAAGGUGGGAAUGGGACACAAGCCGCCUAUCCCAGAGAAGCUGAGCGCCGAGGGGAAGGACUUCCUGCAGCACUGCCUGGAGAGCGAUCCCAAGCAGCGGUGGACCGCGAGCACGCUGCUGGACCACCCCUUCGUCAAGGUUUGCACGGAUGAAGAGUGAUGUCCCCCCCCCCCACACACCCUCCGACGCUUCUCACCUGUACAAACCCCAAGCACUACUGUAUGUAAUAUUUACAACACUGUUGUCGAGAAAGGAGGGGUAGACUGGUGAAUGAACUAUUGAAAAGGGCAUCGAGCCAUCACAGAGGCUCACAUGGACUGGCAGGAUUUUUCCCAGCAUGCAACAGGGCAAGUCUUACAUGUACAGUUCCUGGUGGGGAGAUGUUGCAUUGUACAUAUUGUAAGAACUGAAUUUGGAAAGGUUCUUGUAAAAUGAGUAUUGUAAAGCUCAAAUAAUAAUAAUAAUAAUA